Jatropha curcas is the source of this 1664-nucleotide messenger RNA. RefSeq names its product glycerol-3-phosphate acyltransferase 9 (gene GPAT9). The record is from RefSeq and is marked provisional. Gene Ontology annotation, molecular function: glycerol-3-phosphate O-acyltransferase activity. NCBI's taxonomy places the organism in Eukaryota, Viridiplantae, Streptophyta, Magnoliopsida, Malpighiales, Euphorbiaceae. Gene Ontology annotation, cellular component: endoplasmic reticulum. Gene Ontology annotation, biological process: triglyceride biosynthetic process.
CCGAAUAAAUGAAAGGAAUCAGGAGAGAGGGGAAGUUAAAAUACAUAACGUGCCUUGCUUUGGUCUGCGCAAAGAAGGACGACAUAGAUUUCUCAUCCAUUCUCAUUUCCUUUACCACAAACACAAAAAUUAGAAUACCGUAAUAAAGAAAAAGAUCAAAUCUAUCAGUUUUUACAGAAUACCGUAUCAGAAUAUCACCUCUCUCUCUCUCUCUCUCUCUGAUUUGCUAUAUACAAUACAGCAAAAAAUGGCUACUCCAGGUAAGCUAAAGACCUCGAGCUCUGAAUUGGACUUGGAUCGACCCAAUAUCGAAGACUACCUUCCUUCUGGAGUCUCUAUUCAAGAACCUCGUGGCAAGCUUCGUCUGCGUGAUUUGCUUGACAUUUCGCCGACCCUAACGGAGGCUGCUGGUGCCAUUGUUGAUGACACCUUUACAAGGUGUUUCAAGUCAAAUCCUCCAGAACCAUGGAAUUGGAACAUAUAUCUAUUUCCCCUUUGGUGCUGCGGUGUGGUGUGUCGAUAUGGGAUUUUGUUUCCCAUCAGGGUUCUAGUACUGACAAUAGGGUGGAUAAUUUUCCUUUCAUGCUACAUUCCUGUGCAUUUCCUACUUAAAGGACAUGACAAGUUGAGAAAAAAGCUUGAGAGAUGUUUGGUGGAGUUAAUUUGCAGCUUCUUUGUGGCAUCAUGGACCGGAGUUGUCAAGUACCAUGGUCCACGGCCUAGCAUCCGACCUAAACAGGUUUUUGUGGCCAAUCAUACCUCCAUGAUUGAUUUUAUCAUCUUGGAACAGAUGACUGCAUUUGCUGUUAUUAUGCAGAAGCAUCCUGGAUGGGUUGGACUACUGCAAAGCACUAUAUUAGAGAGUGUCGGAUGUAUCUGGUUCAAUCGUUCAGAGGCAAAGGAUCGUGAAAUUGUAACAAAAAAGUUAAGGGAUCAUGUUCAGGGGGCUGACAAUAACCCUCUUCUCAUAUUUCCUGAAGGAACUUGUGUAAAUAAUCACUAUACUGUAAUGUUCAAGAAGGGUGCAUUCGAACUGGGAUGUACUGUUUGUCCAAUUGCAAUCAAAUACAACAAAAUUUUUGUUGAUGCUUUUUGGAACAGCCGGAAGCAGUCAUUUACAAUGCAUUUGCUGCAACUCAUGACUUCCUGGGCUGUUGUUUGUGAUGUAUGGUACUUGGAGCCACAAAAUCUGAAACCUGGAGAGACACCCAUUGAGUUUGCUGAGAGGGUCAGGGACAUAAUAUCUGUACGAGCAGGUCUCAAAAAGGUUCCUUGGGAUGGAUAUCUAAAGUAUUCUCGCCCUAGCCCAAAGCAUAGAGAGCGAAAGCAACAAAGCUUUGCUGAGUCAGUGCUGCAGCGACUGGAGGAGAAAUGAUGGUGUAUGUUUGUGCUUAGUCAUUGUUAGUUGUACUUAACCCAAGUAGGGGUCAUGGUUGUGCACGAGACAUCCUUUUUCAGAUACAGACUUCGAUCUUUAGCAACGGUCAAAGUUGUGGGCAUGAAAACAGAAGCAAAUGUUUAAGGAAAUUCAAUGUUACAACUGUAAUGUUAUAGGUUUUACUUUCACAAGUACAAUAUAAUGCUAUGAAAAAGCUUGAUUCAAUUUUGUGCAGAAAAGUUCUGGUUGCACGACUUUUUCAAGACAUGAUACACAAAAAUUCAUU